AUGAUCUACUUUCAAAGUACUCAUGCCAUUAGCCGACCUACUUUUCGACGUUUCCUUAUUCGACAGUUGGUACGUCUCAUAUUGAUUUAUACUAUUGGUAAAUACUUUGUCUAUAGACUCUAUCUCCAUCCUGCGAAUCAACUUCCUGGUCCUCCUCCUGAUUUAAUUCCUUUUGUGGGUCAUUUUCGUCAACUAUUAUCCAAAGACGCUGGGGUGACGCAUCGUGCAUGGGCCAAGAAAUAUGGUAACGUUUUCAGAUAUUUUGCAGGUGGCAAUCAUCCACGUAUCUUGAUUGCCGAUGCUGAUGCAGUGAAACAAAUAUUGACAAGCAACGAAUUUGACUUUAUCAAGCCUCCAGAAACAAAGCAAUUCCUAACAUUGUUCUUGGGUGAUGGGAUCCUAGUGACAGAAGGUGAUGUACAUCGAUAUCAACGGAAAAUGUUAAAUCCUACCUUUGGACUAAGUGCUCUUCGUGAUAUGAUACCUUUGAUGGUGGCACCUACACAACAAUUGGUACAUCAAUGGAAUUUACAAUGCUCACAUGGUCAACCGACAGAAAUCAUUGUAUCUCGAGGAUUAGGUCUUUUGACAUUAGAAAUCAUUGGUCUUGCUGGCUUUGGGCAACGCUUUGAUUGUAUACGAUAUCCAGAACGUAAUGCUUUCAGUAAAGCUUAUUUGGAUUUAUUAUCUGGUGAUUCUCCUGUAGAGGCUCUGCUGGCCAUGAUGUUCCCUUGGCUUCAUCGUUUACCUGCUCCUCGUGCUUGGCAAGUCAGAAAAGAUAUGGAAAUGUUACAUCGUGAAGUACAAGCAAUGGUUAACAUGGCAACUCAACGUACCGAUAUUCAUGAGAAGAAGGAUCUAUUGGCAUUAAUGAUUCGACAGGUAGAUGAUGAGACUGGUAAAUCACUCACGGCAAAGGAAUUACAAGAUCAAUGUUUGACUUUUUUAGCAGCUGGACAUGAAACCACCAGUGUGGCUGUCAGUUGGGCAUUGCAUACGUUAGCAUAUCAUCAAGAUAUCCAAGACAAAUUACGCAAAGAAAUCCAACAGACACUCCCACAAGAUAUCAGUGACGAUGCAUUCAGUUAUGAUGAUAUCAAUCAACUACCUUUCCUCAACAAUGUAUGUAAAGAAGUCUUAAGAUUUACACCACCAGUGCCAAUGACCAACCGAAUUGCCAUCAAGGAUUUCCAAUUACAAAACAAAUCAUUCCCAAAGGGAACGCGUGUAGUGAUCUGUCCUAUGGUAUCUCAUUUCGACAAGGCUCAAUGGGGUGACGAUUGUGAUGAAUUUAUUCCUUCUCGAUGGGACCAUGCUCCUGCUAAUAAUAUUAGUCCUUAUGUCUAUCUUCCUUUCUUGGCUGGUGGUCGACAAUGUAUUGGAUAUCGAUUUGCAUUGAUUGAAUUCAAAGUAGUAUUAGCACUAUUGAUCCGACAAUUCAAAUUUACUCCCAAACCAGGUUUCAAGGUACGAAAAGGAUUGCAAAUCACUUUGAGGCCCUUACCCAAUAUGACUUUGAUGGUGGAAAAGGUUCCCUCUGUUUGA
Halteromyces radiatus is the source of this 1545-nucleotide messenger RNA. RefSeq names its product cytochrome P450. The transcript is spliced from 5 exons. NCBI's taxonomy places the organism in Eukaryota, Fungi, Mucoromycota, Mucoromycetes, Mucorales, Cunninghamellaceae. The coding region runs from base 1 to 1545 and encodes 514 amino acids. The record is from RefSeq and is a predicted model, not a curated record. Gene Ontology annotation, molecular function: iron ion binding; oxidoreductase activity, acting on paired donors, with incorporation or reduction of molecular oxygen; heme binding.